Molecule: messenger RNA, 1134 nt
Organism: Egretta garzetta (little egret)
Lineage: Eukaryota; Metazoa; Chordata; Aves; Pelecaniformes; Ardeidae
Product: C-C chemokine receptor type 8
Exons: 2
Biological process (GO): chemotaxis; immune response; G protein-coupled receptor signaling pathway
Cellular component (GO): membrane
Molecular function (GO): chemokine receptor activity
Source: RefSeq, a predicted model, not a curated record
AUGGAGGAGAACUCGACGUACCUGCCGGUUAGAAGGGUCUCUGAGGACAUGUCGGUGGGUUACACAUCACCAACAACUAACUCCUCUGCAGCCUAUGACUACACCUUCUUCUACCCAGAACUGGACAUCAGCUGUGAUCUUGGAAGUAUUCCAGCAUUUACAUCGACCUUUUUACCAGUGCUGUACUCCCUACUGUUUGUGACUGGCCUUGUGGGAAAUGCUUUGGUUGUUUGGGUCCUAAUAGUCUUCAAGAAAGUCAGGGCCAUGUCUGACAUGUAGCUGCUGAACCUUGCCAUCUCUGACCUUCUCUUUGUUUUCUCCCUCCCCUUCUUGGUUCACUACUCCAUCAUGACCCAGUGGACUUUUGGAAAUGCGAUGUGUAAAAUCAUCAGCUCAGCUUACUUCAUUGGUUUCUACAGCAGCGCCUUUUUCAUAACCAUCAUGAGCAUCGACAGGUACUUGGCCAUUGUCCGGUCUGUCUAUGCUCUCCAGGUUCGGACAGCUGCCCAUGGGGUUAUCACCAGCUUGGUCCUUUGGGCAAUUGCCAUUUUAGCAUCUGUGCCAGACUUAAUUUUUUACCAGGAAACGAUUGACAAUGACCGGACAAAGUGCACCCCUCACUAUCCUGACAGCAACAUCAGCUGGAAGACUUUCAGUAAUUUUGAAGUCAAUGUCCUAGGGUGGCUGAUCCCUGUUGGUGUCCUCAUUUUCUGCUACCACAGCAUCUUGAAAAACCUGAAGAAGUGCCGUACUCAGAACAAGUACAAAGCAAUUAAACUGGUUUUUAUUGUCAUCAUUAUCUUCUUCUUCUUCUGGACCCCCAUCAACAUUGUGCUUUUUCUGGACUCUCUGCAGAACAUGUAUAUCAUUGAUGACUGCCAGACAAGCCAAAGGCUAGACAUAGCCAUGGAGCUGGCUGAGGUGUUCUCUGCCAUCCACUGCUGCCUCAACCCAGUCAUUUACGCCUUCGUGGGUGAAAAGUUCAAGAAGCAUCUCCGUGAAGCUUUUAGAAAAUGCACACGUUUUCUGUUGAUCUGCAAAGACUACAAUGCUUUCGAUGGGCGCAGCCUGGACAAACACUCCUCUCUGCAGGCGACGUCCUCACAGUUGUCUUCUGUUGGCACUGUCUUGUAG